UCCUCGGCGGCGCCGGAAGUAGAAGCGGCGGUGGCGGCGGCCCAAAGCGGAGUGAAGGAGGGAGGAAGAGAGUCCGAGAGCUUAAGCCAGAGUCGCUGCGGCGGAGACCCCUGUGCGGUGAGGAGGGGGCGGGGGCCCCAACUCUGACCCGCGCGGGGGGGGCUGGGCCAUGGCGGAGAUCAGCGACCUGGACCGGCAAAUAGAGCAGCUGCGGCGCUGCGAGCUCAUCAAAGAGAGCGAAGUCAAGGCCCUGUGUGCUAAGGCCAGAGAGAUCUUGGUAGAAGAGAGUAACGUGCAGAGGGUUGACUCGCCAGUCACAGUGUGUGGUGACAUCCAUGGACAGUUCUAUGACCUCAAGGAGUUGUUCAGAGUGGGUGGCGAUGUCCCUGAGACCAACUACCUCUUCAUGGGGGACUUUGUAGACCGUGGUUUCUACAGUGUUGAAACCUUCCUCCUGCUGCUGGCAUUGAAGGUUCGCUAUCCCGACCGUAUCACCCUGAUCCGGGGCAACCACGAAAGCCGCCAGAUUACCCAAGUCUAUGGGUUCUAUGACGAAUGCCUGCGCAAAUACGGCUCGGUGACUGUGUGGCGCUACUGCACUGAGAUCUUUGACUACCUCAGCCUCUCGGCCAUCAUUGACGGCAAGAUCUUCUGUGUACACGGGGGCCUCUCCCCCUCCAUCCAGACCCUGGACCAGAUCCGGACGAUUGACCGAAAGCAGGAGGUGCCUCAUGACGGGCCCAUGUGUGACCUUCUCUGGUCUGAUGCCACAGACACGACAGGCUGGGGCGUGAGCCCCCGUGGCGCUGGCUACCUGUUUGGCAGUGAUGUGGUGGCCCAGUUCAAUGCCGCCAAUGACAUCGACAUGAUCUGCCGUGCCCACCAGCUAGUGAUGGAAGGCUAUAAGUGGCACUUCAACGAGACCGUGCUCACUGUGUGGUCAGCACCCAACUACUGCUACCGCUGUGGGAACGUUGCAGCCAUCUUGGAGCUGGAUGAGCAUCUCCAGAAAGACUUCAUCAUUUUCGAGGCCGCCCCCCAGGAGACUCGGGGCAUCCCCUCUAAGAAGCCUGUAGCCGACUAUUUCCUGUGACCCCUUGGCCCCACCCCUCCUGAGCUCUCUGGCCCUUGGACCACUGUGACUCUGUCUUCAGCUUGGCUCUCCCCGUGGGGGCAUUUCCAGGGCGAGGACUUCUCUGGAGAUUGUGGAGCCUUUGUACCAUGCUCCUCCUCUCCUUUCUCCCCAGUUGAACCAUGAAAUUUGUGGCAAAGUUUUUUUUUCUUUUUUUUU
Messenger RNA from Fukomys damarensis (Damara mole-rat), 1291 nucleotides. RefSeq names its product protein phosphatase 4 catalytic subunit (gene Ppp4c). The transcript is spliced from 9 exons. Gene Ontology annotation, molecular function: protein serine/threonine phosphatase activity. Gene Ontology annotation, biological process: double-strand break repair via homologous recombination; peptidyl-serine dephosphorylation. The coding region runs from base 170 to 1093 and encodes 307 amino acids. Gene Ontology annotation, cellular component: cytoplasm; nucleus. The record is from RefSeq and is a predicted model, not a curated record. NCBI's taxonomy places the organism in Eukaryota, Metazoa, Chordata, Mammalia, Rodentia, Bathyergidae.